UUUAAAGAAGGGAAUUCGUGAACAAAGUUGGCUGCAUGGACUGACUUAACAGCUGAUCAGGAAUUGUUUCCAGACUGUGUUUCUGCUGCUUUCUGAAUGUGAUUUGAACAAUUUGCUUUGGAUGUGAUCUCUGGCUCCCACCUGUCGGUACAUGAUGAAUUUCUUCAGAAAAGGUUGGUGGCAAGGAAUUACAGGGGAAGUACCAGAGACAGCUGAUGAUCUACUGAUUUAUGCUCUGGAUAAUAUAACAAUGAAUGACUUCAAACGUUUUAAGGAUAAAUUGUCAGAUUUUACCUAUGAACGUAAGACUCCCAUUCCACGUGGACCUCUGGAAAAUGCAAACUCCCUUGACACAAAGAAUCAUCUGAUAAAAACUUAUGGAAAGGAUAAAGCUUUACAAGUGGCAAUCAGUAUCUUCAGAUCGAUAAAUCUGAUGGGACCGGCAGAGGAUCUUGUAAAGAAAAUGGAACGUAUUGGUUUGUUAAAUAUAUCAGAUGAAAGUCUGGAAGUUGUCAGAAAAAAAUACAUGGAUUUUAUAAAGAAUAAAUACCAACAGAUUGAAGACAAAAAUGCCCGUUUGGGAGAAGCUGUUCUUUUAAACAGAAGAUAUACAAGACUACGGAUGAUAAAAAAGCACCGUGAUCAAGAGGAGAGAGAGCAUGAAUUAAUAUAUUAUGGUAGAAAACAUCUAGACCUAAUGGACAAUUCUUUAGAGGAAUAUUCUCCAACCACUAUGGAAGCUCUGUUUGAUCCUGGUGAAGAUGGAAUCAGUCCUGCGACUGUGGUGUUACAAGGACCGGCUGGGAUUGGAAAAACUAUGACUGUUCAAAAGAUCAUGCUUGACUGGGCCUCUGGAAAUCUAUAUCAGGACAGAUUUCAUUUUAUCUUUUAUAUCAGUUGUAGGGAGAUCAAUCACUUCACAGAUAAUAUAAGCAUUGGUACUCAUAUAUCCAGGAGCAACGGAUUACAAUGCCAACAUAAUCUGAUUAAAUCUAUUUUUGAAGAUGCUGAAAAAAUCCUUUUUAUAAUUGAUGGUUUUGAUGAAUUGGAGUUCCCCCUUGGGAAUGAAGCAGAGAUUAACAUAGAUCCAUUCCAAGAGACUCCCAAAGAAAUUCUUCUAAAUUGUUUAUUCAGAAAACAGAUUUUUGGAAAGUCUUCACUGAUUAUCACCACAAGACCAUAUACCCUAGAGAAACUAAGGGAGAUUAUCAGAUUGUCCCGUUAUGUAGAAAUUAUGGGAUUUACUGGUGAAAACCGGGAAAAAUAUGUCUUCAAUUUCUUUGAAAGUAAACAACAAGCAGAAAAAGCUCUGAGUUUAUUGAAACAAAAUGACACUCUGUUUACAUUGUGUACUGUCCCUAUCACAUGCUGGAUUGUGUGCACUGUUCUUAAACAACAAAUUAAAAAGGAUUUCAGUUUGAUUAAUAACACCACCACCUCUAUUUACGUGCUUUAUCUAAAGAGUUUAAUAAAGUACCAUGGUAGAAGCUCCAGUCAGUGUAUAAGCUCCUGUAUAAAGAAAUUUAGUGCUUUAGCCAAGGAAGGAGUAUGGAAUCAGAAAAUCAUUUUUGAGGAAGAAGACCUUGAAAAGCAUGCAGUUACUGUGUCAGACAUUGCAUCUCUCUUCCUGAAUGAGAACAUCUUUCAAAGGGACAUUGAGACUCAAACCUGUUACAGCUUUGUACAUCUGAGUGUACAGGAGUUCUUUGCUGCUCUGUAUUAUAUACUGAGCGAGGAGGCAGAAAGUUGGGAUAUCUCGCAGUUUACUACUUCACAAGGAGAAGUCAGGCCACACUUCACAUUAACUGUACGAUUCUUGUUUGGACUUGCCAAUGAAAAACUAAAAGCAGCGAUCGGUGAAAUCACUCAGUGUAAAGUAUAUCCUGCAUUUAAAUCUGUCUUGGAAGAACUGGUAACAAAAUAUAGAGUGAAACAUUAUCAUAAUGAAAUACUGAACUGUUUGUAUGAGUCUCAGGAUGAAGACUUUGUUAGAAGAAUGAUGUCUCAAAUGGUAGACCUGAGGAUUGAUGAGAUGGAAGAGAAUACAAUACACCAAUGUCUGUCUUACUGUUUGAUGAAAACCAAAUGUGUUCACAGCCUUUCUAUGGAGAAAUGUUCACUUAAUCCCAAGUCACUAAGAGCAUUAGCUCCAGGACUUCACAACUGUUUAUCAAUUGAGUUGCGGUGCUGUGAUCUGACCUCAUCUUGCUGUGAGGAUCUUCGCUCUGUUAUUAUCACAAGCCGAUCUCUGACCAAGUUGGAUCUGAGAGGAACUAACCUGCAGGAUUCAGGAUUGAAGAGUCUGUGUGAGGGUCUCAUGGACGCAGACUGUACCCUGCAGGAAAUGCGAUUGAAGCGCUGUGGUCUGACCUCAUCCUGCUGUGAGGAUCUUCGCUCUGUUAUUAUCACAAACCGAUCUCUGAUUAAACUGGAUCUGUCAGAUAACCUGCAGGACUCAGGAUUAAAACAUCUGUGUGAGGGUCUCAGGCACCCAGACUGUACCCUGCAGGAGCUGGAAUUGUUUGGCUGUGGUGUGACCUCAUCCUGCUGUGAGGAUCUAUGCUCUGUUUUUAGCACAAACCGAUCUCUGACCAAACUGGAUCUGUCAGGGAAUAAACUGCAGGACUCUGGAGUUAAGUGUCUGUGUGAGGGUCUCAGGCACCCAGACUGUACCCUGCAGGAGCUGUGGUUGCAGUGCUGUGGUCUGACCUCAUCCUGCUGUGAGGAUCUCCGCUCUCUUAUUAUCACAAACCGAUCUCUGACCAAACUGCAUCUGAGAGGGAAUAACCUGCAGGACUCAGGAUUAAAACUUCUGUGUGACGGUCUCAGGCAUCCAGACUAUACCUUGCAGGAGCUGUGGUUGUUAGGCUGUGGUCUGACCUCAUCCUGCUGUGAGGAACUACACUCUGUUAUUAUCAAAAACCGAUCUCUGACCAAACUGUGUCUGUCAGAUAACCUUCAGGACUCAGGAUUAAAGCAUCUGUGUGAGGGUCUCAAGUACCCAGACUGUACCCUGCAGGAGCUGCUGUUGUUAGGCUGUAGUCUGACCUCAUCCUGCUGUGAGGAUCUACGCUCUGUUAUUAUCAAAAACCGAUCUCUGACCAAACUGGAUAUGUCAGGGAAUAACCUGCAGGACUCAGGAUUAAAGCUUCUGUGUGAGGGUCUCAGACACCCAGACUCUACCCUGCAAGAGCUGCGGUUGGACGGGGAAGAUAUACGUGCUGAUGAAUACAGGAAAGAGAAUGGUCUGUUUCCCCUAUCACACUUUUAGAGCCUGACUGAGAAUCUUCUGGACUUAGUUCCAUCUGGCCAGGAGGAAGGCCAGUUUCUGAAAAAUAGAUAUUUCAUGAUUGAUGUUCAUUUCUAGCUAACUACGGAGGGAUAUCAAUAUAAUAAUGGAUGAGCGUUA
Pelobates fuscus (common spadefoot toad) is the source of this 3409-nucleotide messenger RNA. RefSeq names its product NACHT, LRR and PYD domains-containing protein 3-like. The transcript is spliced from 13 exons. Gene Ontology annotation, cellular component: cytoplasm. The record is from RefSeq and is a predicted model, not a curated record. Gene Ontology annotation, molecular function: ATP hydrolysis activity; protein binding. Lineage: Eukaryota; Metazoa; Chordata; Amphibia; Anura; Pelobatidae. Bases 152 to 3271 code for a protein of 1039 amino acids.